Messenger RNA from Centropristis striata (black sea bass), 4628 nucleotides. Its product is annotated as immunoglobulin superfamily containing leucine-rich repeat protein 2-like. The transcript has 2 exons. Gene Ontology annotation, molecular function: protein binding. Bases 274 to 2400 code for a protein of 708 amino acids. Lineage: Eukaryota; Metazoa; Chordata; Actinopteri; Perciformes; Serranidae. The record is from RefSeq and is a predicted model, not a curated record.
CGAUGCUGAUCUGUCCAGAGCUGUGAGGAGGGGAGAAGGAGGAGGAGGAGGAGAGGAGAAGAGGAGAGGAGAGAUAAGUGACACACAUGCACAGCGCAGACAGCAGCAGCAGGAGAAACCCGCAUCAGGACACACGCACGUUUCCACCAUGUAGCAGCAGAAACAGACGGACUUCAUCUCAAACUUGAAGGCAGCAUCAGUGUUUCUGUGACCGAGACUCCGGCUGACGUGUUUUCUCCGCAGGGAUAAAAACAAAAACCGCAGGAGCAGAAAAUGGCGGCGACACACAUCCUCUGCUUCUCUUUGUGGCUCUCCACAAUCUUCAGCAGUGGACUCACGUGCCCGGAGCUUUGCACCUGCUCAGACAAAUACGACCGACAUUUUGCUGAGUGCUCCUACAAAGACUUGGCUGAAAUCCCGGAUGGUUUGCCUCCGAACGCCACAACCGUGAGUCUCUCUGCAAACAAGAUCAGUCUGAUACCGCUGGGGAGCUUCGAGAAUGUCACCGGAGUGAGGUCGCUGUGGAUGGCCCACAACGAGAUCGUCUCCGUAGAAGAAGGGAGCCUGACGCCGCUGGUUCACCUGCGCAACUUUGACAUCAGCCACAACAGGAUUGUGGACUUUCCGUGGGAGGAUCUGCAGAACCUCACAAGCCUGGAGCUGCUGAAGAUGAACCACAACGAGAUGGUCCACCUGCCAAGGGACGCCUUCGCCAACCUCAAAGACCUGAAGUCCCUCCGACUCAACAACAACAAGUUCAUAACCAUAGCCGAAGGGACGUUUGAUGGUUUGGUGUCUUUGUCUCACUUGCAGAUUUAUAAAAAUCCUUUCGCGUGCACCUGCUCUCUGGACUGGCUCCGGGACUGGUUGUCAAAAACCACCAUCUUAGUCCCCGAGCAGAGUCUGAUUGUUUGUGCGAUGCCACAGAAACUCAGAGGGGAAGUGAUCCGAAAGUUGCCCGAGUCAAAAUGCACAAGCGCGAACGUGACGAUACGAGCCGAGCCGAACAUUCACAACACGACCAUCUACGAAGGAGCGGCACUGGUCUUAACGUGUGACUUCACCGGGAACCCGAAGCCGCUGGUCAUGUGGAAUAUUCGCACGAAAAGCCGGAAGCAGGAGCUGGUUUUGUCCUUCACCGAGGACGACACGGCGGAAUCAAGCAAGGGCUCUUUACUGUCCUAUAAUCCUGUCAAAGUUUAUAAUAAUGGCACUCUUAUUAUUUCACGACUCAGGAGGGAAGACGGCGGCAACUACAGCUGCUCGGCCACAAAUGAGUUUGGAAGAGCUGAGGAUUCUGUGUCACUCGAGGUGGCGGCCUUACCAAAACUAACACCUGCAAAACAGACGACCACAAUGCCUGCUUUCACUAAAACUCACCCGUUUAUCCACCAAGCAACAGACAAAACUGUUUCGGAUCCUGUGCCUGAUUUAAAGAGAGAAGAUGUCACAGAUGUCGUACCAACUUUCCCACCCACUGCAGAGAUCAAGCCUUCCGAGGAGCUGGUGCAUCUAUCACGUGGGAGCAAAUGUGGCGUAACAGCGAACACGAGAUACAUUUCCAGCCACGUGUUUAACGGGAGCAUAGAUGACAUCAAGCAGUACACAUUUGACUUUGGCGUCAUUGCGUUGGGGGUGUCGGAAACAGAGGCGACAGUGCGGCUCAAUCCUCUUCUGAUACCCAGAGACAGCAACCAGGCCACCAACACCGCCUCCGUCACUUCUGAUGAAAAUGCUGACAGUGAGGAGCGCCUCGAGGUCGUGUCUGAAAAAGUUCACGUCAACGGGUUGUAUCUCUGCCUCACGGCCGACCGUAAACACUCAGCAGUGCAGUGGUCGAGGAUCAGAGAAGGUGUGAACACGUAUCUGUUCAGCGGUUUGCGCCCCGGCACCAACUACUCGCUGUGCCUGACAUACCGCGGCGAGGACUGCGAGGUGCAGGUGCUGUUCACCACCAGGAGGCGGGUGCCCAACCUGCUGAUCAUCAUCUCUGUCAGCAUCUGCCUCCUCACCGUUUCCACUGUGCCGCUCCUGGGUGCCACGUGCUUCCACCUGGUGUACAAGUACCGCAGUAAGACCUACAAGUUGAUCCUGAAGGCCAAAGACCAGUACCACAUGGAGAGGAACCUCACCGCCAAUUUCAACAUCCGAGCGCCGCACACCGAGUCCCAGAGGAAGAUUAACGGCAGCCAGCUGGACGAGGAGGAGGGCGAGAUGGAGAGCAGGGACGGAGACAAAGAGGCGGACACGGAAGAAAGUGUCAUGACCGAGUCGUUCUCUCUAUCUCAGUGCCGGGGGAAUCUAGACAACUGCGAGGUUGGCUCAGAGUACAGCGACCGGUUACCUUUAGGAGCUGAAGCUGUGAAUAUUACAAGCAACUACAAAUAUCCAAAUCAGUAAAUGUCUGUAUCAUGUAUUUGCAGUUUGCAUUUGCUUUGUGCCAAUGGGUUUAGGUUUGUUUUUUAGCCUUGCAUAAGCAGCCCAGACAUUUUGUUUUGUUCCACAGCGAUGACUCAAAACACAUUCAAUCACUCUCCCUGCAGAGCUGCAUCUCUCAGUGCACAAACACACAAACAGUACACAGGCUACCAGCUGCAAGGCUUCAUUGAUUGUCAGUAGAUGUUAUCCAGAGUAACCUUGUUACCCAUAUUUAUUUUUGUAGCCAGGAAUAUCACAGCUUGUUUCCCCCUCUCCUUUCAAAAUAACCAAUUUCCUUUGCAUGAUACAUUCAUGUACACAUUUGGAAAACAGCUUCCAUAAACAUUAUUAGAAAGUAAUAAGAAAAAUCAAGCAGCUUCUGUUCCAGAGAGGGAGAGAAAGUAGGUCUGUUUUAUCGUAGUGACAGUCCAUCAAAGUGUUUCAAGGUUUUUGUGCAGAUUCAUAUUUAAUGAAGAUAUCACUGGUGGUGACUGAAUUGUGUAAAUAUUUGUCCCAUUUAGAAUUAAAUUGAUGAUAAAGAAGCUUAUGAUUUUGGGCGUGGCUCAGGCAGAUCCACCGCAAGCUCCUCCCCAGUCCAAAUAUGGUCUCUUUUGAUUUCAAAAAGCAAAGAUGUCAACAGCCAUAAUGCUGAAUUCCAAGCUUCAGUCCACAAACCAAUGGUUGACGUCACAGUGAAUAAAUCCACUAUUUAUAUACAGUCUAUCGUUACAGUCCUGUUUUAUAGACUCAAAUAACUAAUUCAAACCAAACUUAUCAGAAAAGCAAACACUUGAACAAACAGCAUGAUAGGAAGAUCCUAAAAAGACAGAAACCAUGUUUGGGAAACAUUCCCUUAACCUCUACUUUGGGCUUUUUAGUUUGGCCUAAUCUCAUGGAAGUAGUUUUGUUUCCUAAACCUGAUGAAACUGUGACUGUUUCUAAAUGGUAACAGUGUUUAGUUUAGAGGACAGUAGGACCAAUCAUUUUAUAAAUGCUCCUGUGGGUUUGUAUUUCUGGCUUGGAACAAAUGACAUGUGAGGUCUUUUGGUUUGUAGGACUUCUUCCAGAGGCGUGUUUAGAGCACGACCAGUUUUUGAAGUAAUAGUUUGACAUUAAGGGAAAUAUGCUUAUUUGCUUUGCUUGCAGUGCGUUAGAUAAAAAAAUUUAAAACAACUUGUCAGCCAGCAGUCGCUUCGCUUCGCACAAAGAGUGGAAGCAUGGAUAAACAGGAAAGCACAUAGAAAGCGAGCAGCUUCACCACAGCUGCAUAAUGUCUUCUUUUUUUUUUACAUUUUAUUUGAAUUGUAGAAGGUGCAAAGAAUUUUAAAAAGUGCACCUGGAUCCAGAUCUGCAGCAAAUGAAACAUAGUGGUAGACAAUCAUGGGAUGCAUGAACCAGAUAUUUUUAGUGUAUUUUAGGCAGUGCAGUAGUUCAGAAGAAAACAUUUAAAAUAUACCUUCAAAAGUCCUGAAUGGUUGUGAUCUUUGGUCCAACUUUCUACCAAAUCUGAUGAAUAAAAUCCCACCUAAGUGACAGAAAAACAGGAAAAGGGGAAGAUCACAAUAAACACAAAUGUGUAUUUGUUCAUUUGUGCCUUUUUUUGGUAAUUUUAACAGUAAGAUAAUGAGCAAUAUUCAGUUUGAUCAGCUCGCAUGAUUUAAUUGCUCAAAUGGGCAUAACGUCAACCAUGAAAUAAACAAAAAAUAGCCUUAAUUCCUUUAAAAGUAUGUUUUUUCAACAGAGAAAACACCUCGAGAAAGAAAUUGGAAUUUCUGUCAGCAAAUCUUACAAAAUAGUACCAUUAUAAACUUAAUUACUGCCUCUUUCUUUUUAUUAAAAGCAUAUUUGUAAAAAAAAAAAGUAAGAAUAAGCAGCUAAUGAUUUCUGUUAUCAGGAGGACUUUCAAGGUUUUACCCCCAAAAAAGACAUGAAAUCAAAUGUAACAAAGCUUAAGUGACACGUGACAUAAACUGCAAAAUGAUAAGUGGCUUUCAACUAGCUGUAGAUUAUAAUAAAUGGGCAAACUGUAAUUUAAGAUUGCAAUAUUCUGCUUCAAACUACUUGCAGUUAAUCUGUGCAGCCGUAUUAGGAGUGCAGUAGAAAAAAUACAGAAACGUAUCAUUAAAUGUUUAGAGAAACUGUGUCGUUUCAAAGAGAUUAACUUUGUGUCCUGCAGCUACGAGGUCGUCGUCCAGUUAAACUGUGAACAU